Molecule: messenger RNA, 4125 nt
Organism: Brienomyrus brachyistius
Lineage: Eukaryota; Metazoa; Chordata; Actinopteri; Osteoglossiformes; Mormyridae
Product: DENN domain-containing protein 2A-like
Exons: 20
Coding region: 413-3412 (999 amino acids)
Biological process (GO): retrograde transport, endosome to Golgi
Cellular component (GO): actin cytoskeleton
Source: RefSeq, a predicted model, not a curated record
GAGGGGUGGGAAACAAUCUGGAGAAGCGAAGAGGGGUGCAGUGACUCUAAGAAAAGAUAACUGCAGUUUCAGAGGACAAAGGACAAGAGUGAGACAGUGGAAAAGGACAAAACAGGAUUGAAUCCAGCAAGAUUUGGCUGCAUUUCACUCACGUUUGAGAGAACCCGAUUGUUUACUAUUGCACUGAAAAACCAGUAGCUUUUCUCACAGUAAGGAGAAGUGAACUGAUUGGUGUGGUACCUGAAAGGACAGGAAGUGAUGGGAAAGUUGAGGACCCCAAGCUGAGACCCCAAGCUGUCUGACAGAGUCAUGAGAGUGGCAGCUGAUCUGCCCAGGUCACAUCAGAGAAUGAGGGGUCACAGAGACUGGGUCUCUGCAGGGUCUCUCCGGCAGAGAAAGCAAUGUACUCAGAAUGCCAGUUGCUAAUAACAUGACUGGUGGGCAGGCUCUGCAGCUCUGCACAAACACUGUCAGCUGUGCUUACCAAUCAUUUGACGGGAUCCGGUGCCGUGGGUUCAAAGUCCAAAAAGUUGCAUCUGCGCCCCCCCAGAGGCCAGGCUACAGCUGGGACAGUCACGUUAAGUCCCCCCUCUCCUCACUGGACAACCUAGAGUAUCCCAGAAUGCCUGCCCGUAAGAGGGCGCCCAAAACAAAUGAGCUGGUAGGAGACCUUGCCCCCCAAAGCCAAACAGGGGUCAAGAUCAGAGACAGCAUCCGGGAGAAAAUAUCCCAGUGGGAGAGCAAGAACGAGGCUGCCUUCGCAUCCCCAGCACUGACCGUGAAAGUACCAGAGGCUGCGGGGGACGUGGAUUGCAAAACCUCAGAGGAACCAAAGGGACAAGACAAGAGGGUCGCCAUCUGGGAGCAACAAGAAUCUGGGAAGGAGAACGCAGGAAGGCUGGGGGGUUCAAGGCCCAGAUCCCAUGAGGCAGCUGGGGGAAGCAGGGAGCAGAUGUCGGGGAAGCAGAACCAUGGGAAAGCGGUGAAUGCUUUGCAAGAGAAGUCAGUCCUAACUCACGUCAAGAAGCUGGAGCAGGAUCUGAAGGAGGGGCCAGGUGACCCCCCCGCAACUCGACCAGAAAGCUACUUCUGCCUUCCCCAUAAGGAGGAGCUGGAGCAGGCUGGCAGGGAGGAACAGGAGCCCAUAUUCGGGUCUCUCAAUGGCACGAGAUCCAAGAGCUCCCUCUGGGGUCACAGGGGGAACCUGGAAGGCAAGGCCAAAGAGAUGGCCAUCAACCCUGUCCCCAAACCCCAGCGCACCUUCCAGUACCCCGUGCCUGCGGGGGGCUCUCACCCAGCUUUGUGCAAGGAAAAAGCACAGAGGAACCUCCCACCACUGCCCUCCGCAGCCCCUCCCUCUCUGGGGGUGAACCUAAGGCCCCAGCAAGGAGGAACAGGGAAAGCUACCCACAGGAAGUCAAAAGAGUUUGAAGAUGUUUUAUGGUGCUCUCCCCGAGAUGGCAGGGUGGAAUGGUAUGCCCAAGCAAAGCUGUCCCUCACUCACACCCAGUCAGAGGAGAACAUCUACGAGGACAUCCUAGACCUCCCUUCAAAGGAGCACCAGUAUGAAGACAUCCAACUGGAUGCAGGUUGCCUUGGAAACGGAAGCUUCCGGCCCCUAUCACCCCCAUCCCCUGCCCCAUGCAACCCCACACCGGUGUCCUCCAGGCGGGGACUCGUAAGGCAGAAUACGGAUGGCCAUAGCCACUGUCUUCAGGACCUGCAUGGACCCAGUCCCCCGUCCACCCCCAGCAGCCCAGACGACACCCCCCAUCUCUCUGGGAACCCCUACAACCGCAGGCAGAGGAAAAUCUCCAAGCUAGUGAUCAAGAUCAACAGCAUCUUCGAGGCACGAAGGGGCAAGAAUCGUAUGAAGAGGAUCUCUCCAUCCACAGAAUCCAGCUCUGGCAGAGAUGAGAACAGUGAAUCAGAGACCGACACGGACGACAGACAAAAAGCCGACAGCCAGCGGCUGAUGUCGGUCCAGGCUGUGCUGAGGCAGAUGGGACGGAGCCGCCUCCUGGAUCGGGAUGCACUGGACUUGAAUGAGAGGAAGCUAUUUGAGUACUUCUUGGUGGUAGCACUGCAAAAAGCCAAGAGCGGGGCUACAUAUGUGCCUGUCGUCAUACAGCAGUUCCCCCUCAAGCUCGAGAGGAGCUUCAAAUUCAUGCGGGAGACAGAAGAUCAAGUAAAGGUCAUUCCCCAGUUCUGCUUCCCAGAUGCCAAGGACUGGAUACCUGUCGAGAGUUUCCCCAGCGAAACCUUCUCAUUUGUCUUGACCGGCGAAGACGGCAGCAGACGGUUUGGUUACUGCCGCCGCUUACUGCCCAGUGGGAAGGGAAGGCGUCUGCCUGAGGUUUACUGUAUGGUGAGCCAGCUGGGCUGCUUCGACCUCUUCUCUAAGAUUCUGGACGAGGUCGAGAAGAGAAGGGCUCUCUCACCUGCUCUGGUGCUUCCUCUCAUGAGGGGCAUCCUGGAGGCCCCAUUCCCAGCCCCGGGCCGGACCAUCCCCGUCAAGAGCUUCCUGCCAGGCUCCGGCACCGAGGUGAUGGAGCUGCGUCGGCCAGCGGACUCCCGCCUGGAGCAUGUGGACUUCGAGUGCCUCUUCUCCUGCCUGAGUGUGCGCCUCCUCCUCCAGGUCUUUGCCUCCCUGCUCCUAGAGCGCAGGGUCAUCUUCACCGCCGCCAGGCUCAGCACACUGUCCCAGUGCUGCCACGCUGCCGUUGCCCUGCUCUACCCUUUCACCUGGCAGCACACCCACAUCCCAGUGCUACCACCCGCCAUGAUGGACAUUGUCUGCACACCCACCCCCUUCAUUGUGGGUCUGCUGUCCCGCUCACUGCCUCAGCUAAAGGAGUUACCCCUCGAGGAGGUCCUCCUGGUCAAUCUGGACAGCGGCCGCUUUCUGCGACAGCUGGGUGACGAGGACUGCAUCCUUCCCCACAAGCUGCAGGCUGCGCUGGAGCACAUCCUGGGGAGGAGGACAGAACUGGCUUGCGAGAGCUCUGAGCUCCCCAGCGACUCCAACUCCCUCAGCAUUGUUGUCUCUGAAACUUUUGUGCGCUUCUUUGUGGAGAUGGUGGGCCAUUACCCACUCUUCAUGGGCAACACAGAGCGGGAAGAGGAUUCCUCUUCCUCCUCAUCCUCCCCCACACCCUACUGCCUGCAGCGCAAAGCCUUCCGCAAGGCCAUCUACUCUAGGAGCCUGCGCCGCUUUCUGGACGUCUUUAUGGAGACACAAAUGUUCUCAGGCUUUAUCCAGGAGAGAGAGCAGCGAAAACAUGGGUUAAAAGGUCUGUUUGAAACAAGAGUUCAGGAAUACCUGGAUUCCCUUCCUUGGAUUGAGCAUUGUGGCGUCAACAGAUUUCUCAAAGGUCUAGGUCAUAAAAUGAAACUUCUUUCCAGAAAAUGAGGCUCAACCAAGGAGCCACUUUCUAGACUGAACGGGAACGGCAUCCUAAAGUCCUCUGGAUGAAGGCUGACCCUCUCAAUGAGACACUUGUCUUUAUGAAAAUUGUGGUACAAAUGUGGUUAAACCUGAAAAUCACCUCCAUCUACUGCCCAUACGGCGUCUCCACUGUCAACCCCAACAAUGAGGACUAAUGUGGGUGGAGUCUUCUUUUUUUAAUGAGAUUUAUCAUUGAUUUGAUUUUGGACAUUUUGCAGUGCAUUUUUAAAAUACAUUGGUGUCUUUUUAAAAAUUGUUAGUGUACAGUUUUCAGUGGGAUUUAACAUAGGACAGCUUGUUUUUUUCAGCAGAUUUAAUUUAUAUUCCAAUUUUUUUUCUUCACUUAAAAUGAAGUCCCCAGCAAGUGAUCCGUUUAUCAGUUAAAUGCAAUGCAAAUCCCACUCUGGGUCACAGGAUUAGGGUUUCAGUAAGCUCUGAAUGUUUAAGGUAAAAAGUAUAUUAUAUGGAAGGAAAAGGUGUCAGGGGAGGGAAAUUAUUGUGAUAAUCCUUGCGUGAGAGAACUGAAGGUUGUCAGGUAAACAUGAGGACACUAUAACUAAACCGAAACAACAGAGAUGGUGCCUAAAUGUUGGGAAAAGACUAAAUGCAGGAAAUUUGCUUUGUUUAAUUGAUUUCUAAACAUACUGUGAGAAUCAAUUAAAUAAUGUUGAACAAAA